Molecule: messenger RNA, 1957 nt
Organism: Dipodomys spectabilis (banner-tailed kangaroo rat)
Lineage: Eukaryota; Metazoa; Chordata; Mammalia; Rodentia; Heteromyidae
Gene: Anks4b
Product: ankyrin repeat and sterile alpha motif domain containing 4B
Exons: 2
Coding region: 44-1297 (417 amino acids)
Biological process (GO): brush border assembly
Molecular function (GO): protein binding
Source: RefSeq, a predicted model, not a curated record
GCCUAGAGAGAGGUAUCUAGCCAAGUUUUGGUGAGCAGACAAAAUGACCACUCGUUACCACCAAGCUGCUAGUGAUGGCUACCUCGAACUUCUCAAAGAGGCCACCAAGCGAGACCUGAACCUGUGUGAUGGAGACGGCAUGACGCCCACGCUGCUGGCUGCCUACCACGGGAACCUGGAAGCUCUGGAAGUUAUCUGCAGCAGAGGGGGUGAUGCUGACAGAUGCGACAUCUGGGGAAACACUCCUUUGCAUUAUGCAGCGUCCAACGGCCAUGCCCACUGUGUCUCGUUCCUGAUCAACUUCGGAGCCAAUAUCUUUGCCCUAGACAAUGACCUGCAGUCUCCACUGGAUGCCGCAGCCAGCAGGGAGCAGAAUGAAUGCGUUGCUCUCCUGGAUAAAGCUGCCACUGCCCAGAAUAUCAUGAACCCCAAGAAAGUCACCAGGUUGAAGGAGCAGGCCCAGAAGAAUGUCCAGAGGCAGAUCAAAGAGUGUGCAAGACUCCAAGAGAAACACCAAAAUAAGAUGACUCGCACUUACAGCAAGGAGGAUUCUGGGGUGUCCUCUUCCAAGGGCACCUUCUCCAGGUCAACCACGUCCCACGCUUCUGUACCUGGCACAUUUGGAUCCCUGUCUAAGGGCAUUAAAGACACUUUCAAGUUAAAAUUCAAGAAGAGCAAAGAUACAGAAGAGCAGGUAGGAAAGGGAGACAGAAGUGGGCAGAGGAAUGUGAUGGAAGUGUUCAGAGAGGAAGAAGAAGAUUCUGUCUCUGGUGACUUCAAAGAGAAACUCCACUUCUCACUGGAAGAGGACAAUGAAGCUCAGCACGAGUCCAUUCUUAACCGUCCAGGUCUAGGCAAUAUUGUGUUUAAAAGAAGCAGUGUCUUGAGCCCUGAAGAUAUCGACGACAGCAAGAGAGAGCUGGGAUUUAAAAUGUCCAGUGAUUUGUUCCAAAGACACGGAGCCGCAGAGGCUGAUGAAGCUGAGGAUGAUGAUGAAGAGGGAGAGAAAAAUGGCCUGGGAGGUGACCUGCCCUGGGAUGAGGAAGAAGUUGAGUGGGAAGAAGAUGUGGUGAAUGCCACUCCCUUGGAAGUGUUCUUGCAGUGUCAGCACCUGGAAGAAUUCCUUCCCAUUUUCAUGAGAGAACAGAUUGAUCUAGAAGCUCUGUUGCUCUGCUCUGACGAGGACCUUCAGAAUAUACGAAUGCAGUUAGGGCCCAGGAAGAAAGUUCUUAAUGCUAUCAAUAGAAGGAAGCAAAUACUGCAAGAGCCUGGGCCUCUGAUUGAUACCAGCCUCUGAUGGAGACUUUUAGGGUCAAUGGUGUGAGCCUGCAGCAUGGACUCAAUACUGUGAAUCACCGGAAACACUCCAGGCAAUGCCCCCUUUCUUCCCAAUCAGAGAAAAUGGCCCAGGCCAGGCACUGGUAGCACCUGCCUGUAAUCCCAGCUACUCAAGAGGCUGAGAUGUGAGGAUCAAGGAUCAAACCACUAAAAAGUGGGAACUGAAGCUGUGGUUCAAGGGGUGGAGCACCAGGCUACAGUGAAAAACGUUAAUGAGUCCAAGCCCGGAGUCCAAGCCCCAAUUCUGUUACCAAAAGAGAAACAAAGAGAGACAGACAGACAGACUCAGAGAAACAGAGAUAGAGAGAUAGAAUUGAAUUUAGCCCCUUCACUCUUAAAGUUAUUUUUGGAGAUGAGAACUUUAUAAAAGUGAUUAAGAUCAAAUUAAAUAUUAAGGAUGGAGUCUUAAUUUCAUAUAACUAGUGUCCUUAUAAAAUAAGGGCAAAGUUGUGCUCCCACACAAAGAAAAUGUCACAAGAAACCCAGCAAGAAGUCAGCUAUCUUCCAGCCAAGAAAAAAAAGGCUGUAGGAAAAACCAACCUUGCCAGCAGCAUCUCAGUUCUGGAUAUUCAGUUCCAGAGUUAUAAAUAAAUAAAUAAAUUUCUGUUGCUUUCAGCCA